Condylura cristata (star-nosed mole) is the source of this 1798-nucleotide messenger RNA. RefSeq names its product primase and polymerase (DNA-directed) (gene PRIMPOL). Bases 72 to 1757 code for a protein of 561 amino acids. Lineage: Eukaryota; Metazoa; Chordata; Mammalia; Eulipotyphla; Talpidae. Gene Ontology annotation, biological process: replication fork processing; DNA replication, synthesis of primer; response to UV. Gene Ontology annotation, cellular component: nucleus; mitochondrial matrix. The transcript has 13 exons. The record is from RefSeq and is a predicted model, not a curated record. Gene Ontology annotation, molecular function: chromatin binding; DNA-directed DNA polymerase activity.
GUCACAAGCCCGAGAGAAUUGAUAGAAAUCUUACAUGGAAUAGGAUUUGUCCUCCCAAUACUUCUUAACAAAUGAAGAGAAAAUGGGAAUUAAAACUGAGGCAAAUUGAAGAGCGAGCAGCCUAUUAUGAGAAGAAACCUUUGUCCUCAGUGUAUAAACCAAGGUUGUCCAAGUCAGAAGAACCACCCUCCAUUUGGAAACUAUUUCAUCGACAAGCUCAAGCUUUUAAUUUUGUUAAAAGCUGUAAAGAGGAUGUUCACGUAUUUGCUCUGGAAUACAAAGGGAGCAAUGGACAACGUGUUUACCUUGUAACAACAUAUACUGAACUUUGGUUUUACUAUAAAUUCCGAAAAAAUCUCUUACACUGCUAUGAAGUCAUUCCUGAAAAUGCUGUAUGCAAGCUUUAUUUUGAUUUGGAAUUUAACAAACUUGCUAAUCCCGGAGCCAAUGGGAAAAAAAUGGUUGCAUUACUCAUUGAGCAUGUUUGUAAAGCACUUCAAGAAUUAUACAAGGUUAAUUGUUCAGCAGAAGAUGUUUUCAACUUGGAUUCUAGCACUGAUGAAAAAUUUAGCCGCCAUUUAAUAUUUCAGCUCCAUGAUGUGGCAUUUAAAGAUAAUGCUCAUGUAGGUAAUUUUGUGAGAAAGAUUUUGCAGCCUGCUUGUCACUUAAUUGCCUGUGAAGAUGACCAUAGGAUUCAAGGAACAACAGCCCAUGGAUUUUCCCCUUACUCUGAAACACCAGUCAGACAAGGAGUUUCCUUUAGCAAAAUAUCCACAGAUGAAGAUACAGACGAGAGCCAGACAUUGAGUUCAAAGAAACUGGAGAGGCUGGUGUCAGCUGAACAAAGCAAUUCUGAUCUUUCGUUUUUAGUUGUGAAGAAUAGCUUAGGAGAGAAGCAGCUUUUUGUCGACCUAGGCGUUUAUACAAGAAACAGAAACUUUCGACUGUAUAAAUCAUCAAAAAUAGGAAAGCUUGCAACUCUGGAGAUUGCUGAAGAUAACAGAUUUAUUCCUAAACAGUCUAAGAAUAUUUCUGAAGAAAAUCAGUAUUUCCUCUCCUCUCUGGUCAGCAAUGUCAGAUUCUCAGAUACUUUAAGAAUUCUUACAUCUGACACACCUCAGAUCAAACAAAAAGGAGUGGAGCACUGUAAUAGUGCUAACACUUCAGUAGAAAGCAUUGAAGGCUUUCAGUGUUCACCCUACCCUGAAAUUGAUCAAUUUGUUCUUUCUUUGGUGAAUAAAAAUGGCAUUAAAGGAGGAAUUCGGCGUUGGAACUACUUUUUCCCAGAAGAAUUAUUGGUUUAUGAUAUUUGUAAAUAUCGAUGGUGCGAAAACAUUGGAAGAGCCCACAAGAGUAACAAUAUCAUGAUUUUAGUUGAUCUGAAAAAUGAAAUUUGGUAUCAAAAAUGUCACGACCCUGUAUGCAAAGCAGAAAACUUCAAAUCUGACUGUUUUCCAUUACCUGCUGAAGUUUCUUUCCGAUUUCUUCUUAGAGAGGAAGAGGAGUUGAGAACAGAUGAAAUAACAAACAGUGAGGCCGAGAAUCUUCACAAACCACCAUCUAGUACACAGUCAAUAGAGGUCUCUUCUGAUGCCAGCUGGGAUGAUGGCACUGAUGAUACUUACUUUUUGGAAGCCACUGAAGAUGCUGAACUUGCUGAAGCUGCCGAGGUCAGUCUUCUCAAUUAUAAUAGUGGAAUGGAUGAAAUUCCUGAUGAACUAAUUAUAGAAGUAUUGCAAGAUGAAAAGAGUAGCUAAUUACGAACACUUACAGAACCAGGUAAUAACACAUUAAGUUC